UUGCUUGCGCUCAGAUCCAUAAGAAUUGCGACUUACCUCUGGCAGAGACAGGUCUCUGCACAUGCUGUGGCACACUAGUACUGAACCUUGUGCAAUAUGUGUCUCUUUGCUUUGUGAGACUAGGGAUACAUGGAGACACGCGGCAUAGGCGGCGAAGAGUCGCCGAUGAUACACGGUCAAUGUCAGUCAUACGCCUGAGUAGCGCCUCGGACAAUUGCACCCGUGGCUCGGCUAAUUCUCGUCCAGGCAACCCCGCAAAUGCAUGGCCACCUACCUGAGGCUACCUCUCGACCGACACUGUGAUAGUCAGAUCAGCAGAACAUGGGCUUCGAGGACAUCAAACUACAAAAGCGAAAGCAAAAAGCAGAUGCCAUUGCAAAAGUCAAAGCUGCACUUCCUCCAGCACGGGACAAGGAUGUGGGUAUCGAGGCAACGAUUGUUGCAAGUGCAGCAACAGAUAUCAUCGACAAGAUCAAGUCUGGCAAGUGGACGUGCGUGCAAGUCACGCGUGCAUUUACACGUCAGGCACUUCAGGAAGAUGCAAGACUCAAUUUUAUGACAGAGUGUCUGUUGUCUGAGGCUUUGGAUCGUGCUGCUGAAUUGGAUGCGCUUUUCAAAAAGACUGGCAAAGUCGUUGGACCUCUUCACGGCUUGCCUUGUUCAUUCAAAGAUCAGUUCAACAUGGUUGGCUUUGAUUCUACAACGGGUAUCUCCAUGUUUGCCAAUAAAGCAGCAACCGAAGAUGCCGUUACUGUUCAACUCGUCAAAGCAGCUGGCGGUAUCGUCCUAUUCAAGACCAAUGUCCCACAAACGAUGAUGACGCCUGAAUGCACGAACCCACUCUGGGGCAUUACCGGCAAUCCUAGUAAUCCACUCUAUACGCCUGGUGGGUCAUCCGGCGGUGAAGCUUCCAGCAUCAUGUCGAAUAGUUCAGCUAUUGGCUUUGGCACAGAUAUCGGUGGUUCGUUACGUUUCCCGAUGGCUUUUUGCGGUGGCUACAGUUUGCGACCAACCGAACACCGUAUGCCGAAAUUGGGCGUGUUUGAUAUGUUUGAAGAGCAUGAAGCGCCUACGAUCGCUGCCGUGUGUGGACCGAUGGCCAAAACGUUGGGUGAUUUGACAUUCAUGUAUAAAUUCAUCUUGGAGCAAGAACCCUGGCGACUCGAUCAAUCUGUCAAUCAAAUGCCCUGGCGCACACUCGAUGCUCAAAAAUCAUACAAGUUUGGUUACUACAGCUCCGACACAUACAGUAUUGCAUCGCCGGCUAAUGUUCGCGCUGUGGAAGAGACGGUUGCUGCAUUACGCGCUCAGGGCCAUACGUGUACAGAGAUUGUGCCACCUGGUAUGGCGGAAGCGACACGACUCUUUGUUGAGUUGACUUCAGUGGAUGGUGAAAAAGGCAUGAAGAAGAUUCUCGGUUCUGAUCCACGCGAGGCGAAUGUUGCCCUGUCCUUGACGGUUCCUGGAUUACCGUUGAUUGUACGAAAGGUGCUUGCAAUGGUCGUCAAGUACUGGUACAAAGACGCACAAUAUCCUGCCUUGUUUGAGGCGUUGGGUGCACACAACACAGAGCAAGUCUACAAGCUGACCAGGGAGCGUGCGCAUUACAAGCAGCGUUGGCUCGAUGAAGUUUGGUAUAGCCCUGAUGGCGACAAUGCAACACGCAGUAAAGCGGAAAGACAGCGGACAUUUGAUGGCUUGAUUUGCCCCGUCUUUCCGGUUCCUGCAUUCAAACAUACCCUGUCUAAGGAUAUCUUGCCUGUAGCCGUCUCAUGCUUCUUGUUCAACUUAUUGGAUUACAGCGCUGGUGUGGUACCCGUCACAACGGUGGAUGCAAAGAUUGACGAUCACACAAAUACGCAACAUGCGGCCAAAUACACGGGCUCAUGGCGCGGCGUGUUCCACGAACUCAUGUACAAGGGCUUCCUGGGCAACGAGGCAGUCUACAAUGCAAAAGAGAUGCAUGGCUUCAAUGUCCCCGUGCAAGUUGUGGGUCAGCAGUUUGAGGAGGAAAAGACGCUUGCUAUGAUGAAAGUGGUGGAUGAUGCCGUCAAGGCUGCGCGCAAGUAAUUGUAAUCAUA
Molecule: messenger RNA, 2081 nt
Organism: Protomyces lactucae-debilis
Lineage: Eukaryota; Fungi; Ascomycota; Taphrinomycetes; Taphrinales; Protomycetaceae
Product: amidase signature enzyme
Exons: 1
Coding region: 322-2070 (582 amino acids)
Source: RefSeq, a predicted model, not a curated record